Dendrobium catenatum is the source of this 3953-nucleotide messenger RNA. RefSeq names its product protein unc-13 homolog. The transcript is spliced from 4 exons. Lineage: Eukaryota; Viridiplantae; Streptophyta; Magnoliopsida; Asparagales; Orchidaceae. The coding region runs from base 619 to 3783 and encodes 1054 amino acids. The record is from RefSeq and is a predicted model, not a curated record.
AUUCGACGGAUUUAACUUCUUAUUUGCACGAGAGGAUUUAAGGCCGGAUUCGGUGAAUGGUAAAUCUUUUAACUGCCUUAAAUCAUGACUUGUAUAGCCAAACAGUCACACAUGAUUUAACUGGAUUUAUCAUGAAUGUUACCAAACAGUUUUCAGGAUUUAUCCCUCUAGGAUUUCGUAAAUCCGGAUUUGGAGGAUUUACGAAAUCCUACUUGAAUGAAAUCCUAGAUUCUACCAAACAGCCCCAAUCCUUUAUUCAAUGAGAGAUAUUCAAACCGCCGAUUAUCCCGCACUGGUUCCCUCCAAAAUUAACAACCCCGAAGUCGCCGGAGCUGCUCCUUCCCUCCACCGUCAGCCACCGCAGACAGCUCCUUCGCUUCGUUGCCAAUCCGUUGAACCCUUGUUUGUAAUGGAUUCAAACGCCAAAAACUAAUUGCAGUCUAUUUCUGAAUUCUCCUUCCACGUAUCUCUCUACACCACAAAUUCCAUGGCGCCCCGAAAAUAGAACAAUGUUGAGCGGCCAAUUACCCAUUGAAUCACCACCGUAUGUUCUUCCGCGGUAGAGCGGACGACCGCUCAAGAAUCACGAUCAUCUAACCACCGUCGGCCGCAGCCGCCAUGGUCCGCCGCGCCUCCCCUAUCUCCUCCGCCUCCGCUGCAUCGGAAUCAGAGGCCUCCGUCUCCUCUGGCAACAGCGAGAUCGAGUGGCCCUUCGGUGCCCGUCUCGGCACGCUCCGCCGCACCGAGCUCCGGGAAACGGCCUAUGAGAUCUUCUUCAUGUCCUGCCGCUCCUCUACCGGCGGCGGCGGUAGUGGAGGAAGCAGGGGAAGCGUCGCGAUCAUCGGUAGUGGCGGGGAGAUGGUGGAGGUCUUGCCGUCUCAACAGCCGGCGGCGGUUGUCGGACCCAAAGGCGGAACGGGGAUGAUGGUGGUGACGAGCAGGGUAAAGAAAACCCUAGGGCUAAAAGCUCGCCGACCGCCUCCUAUGCGAACGAUGAAUCCAAUGGGGCUGACAUCGGUGGCGACUGGAAACCCUUCCGCCGUACCCAAUUCCCCUGGCCGGAACGCUGUGCCGAGCUCCCCCAGUAGGAUCAAGAGACCGAUGACCUCCGCCGAGGUUAUGCGGCGGCAGCUUCGCAUUACGGAUCAGAGCGAGAGCCGAUUAAGAAAAAUCUUGAUGAGAAACUUCAUUGGACAGAGUGGAAGAAAAGCAGAGACCAUCAUCCUACCCCUUGAACUACUCCGCCACCUGAAGCCCUCGGAGUUCAGCGACAGCCAAGACUAUCACCAAUGGCAACGACGCCAACUAAAGAUUCUGGAACUCGGCCUUCUCCUCCACCCCUCUCUCCCCCUCGACCGCCUCAAUGCCGCUGCUCUCCGAUUGCGGGAAAUACUACGACUAAGUGAAACCAAGCCCAUUGACACCAGCAAGAACUCCGAAGCCAUGCGCAGCCUUACCAGCGCCGUCACUGCCCUUGCUUCGCGCAGCUCCACUUCUUCCUCCACCGAAAGCUGCCAUUGGGCCGACGGAUUCCCCCUCAACGUACAUCUCUACCUCGCCCUCCUCCAAUCCAUAUUCGACCUGCGAGAAGAGACCGUCGUCCUCGAUGAAGUCGACGAGCUCCUCGAAUUAAUGAAGAAAACAUGGUCUACCCUCGGCAUCGAUAGAAGGAUUCAUAACUUAUGCUUCACUUGGAUUCUAUUCCAGCAAUACGUCACCACCGGCCAAGCCGAGCCGGACCUGAUUAAAGCGACGCUCAAUAUGCUUGUACAGGUCGCCAAUGACGCCAAGUUCACAGAGCAUGAGCUCAGCUAUGUCAAAGUCCUCUCCGGCGUACUUGCGUCGAUGCAAGGGUGGGCAGAGAAGCGGCUGUUAGAUUACCAUGAGAAAUUCGACAAGGGAACAACUGGAAACAUGGAAACCAUCCUCUGCCUCGCGCUCUCCACCACCAAAAUCAUCGUCGAGGAUCUCUCCGGCAUGGCCAUCGCCACGCCAAGUCUUGUUGAGCGGGAACCUCCCGGCAGCUCCGCCGCCAGUAGGGUGGAAUUCUACAUUCAUAAAUCCCUCCGCAACGCCUUCACCAAGGCGUUCGAGACAGGUCACGGGCAUGUGGAUAGCAUGAUCGUGGAAGUAGAUGAGGAUCCCGGUGACAUUUUAAUCCAGCUGGCUAAAGACACGGAGACCCUUGCAGCCACGGAGAAGGAGAUAUUUAGCCCGGUGCUCCGGCAGUGGUGUCCGGCGGCGGCGGGGUUGGCAAUACUGACGCUUUAUAACUGCUUUGGCGUCGUGCUGAAGCAGUAUUUGGCUAAGGUGAAUAGUCUCAGUAAUGGGCUUGUGCGUGUGCUGCACUGCGCGGGGAGGUUGGAGAAGCUGCUCAAGCAGAUGGUGGCGGAUGAUGCCGCUGAUAGGGACGACGGUGGGAGGAGUUUGGUUGACGAGAUGGUGCCUUAUGAGGUCGACGCCAUUGCUGCUGGACUUCUCAAGGCUUGGAUGGACGAGCGGCUGAGAAUUGGGAGGGAGUGUCUCAACCGUGCUAAGGAAAUUGAGAAUUGGAUGCCAAAGUCCAAGAGAGAGCCAGUCGCACAAUCGGCAGUGGAUUUGAUAAAGCUGGCGAAGGUGACAGUGGACGAAUUUUUUGAGAUCCCGAUGACGACGAGGGAUGAAAUGGUACAAGACCUAGCGGACGGGUUGGAAUCCAUCUUCCAGGAGUACACAUAUUUUGUCACUUCUUGUGGGAGUCGACAAAGCUACCUGCCGCUACUGCCGCCAUUGACGCGCUGCAACCAAGACUCCCGUUUUGCAAAACUAUGGAAGAAAGCCACGCCGUGCACACCCGGCGCAGAUAUGAAGCUCCUCGGCAUGGGCGCCGGAGGCCCGACUCCGGUUGCAGCUGGCGGUACACCGGCCGGUGAGACGCACCAUCCCCGGCCAUCAACUAGCCGCGGCACCCAGCGGCUAUACAUUCGGAUCAACACCCUCCAUUACCUCUACUCCCACAUCCAUUCCCUCGAUAAAUCCCUCACCUUCUUCUCACGCGGCGGCAACCCCGCGCAUCCCGGCCCUUCCCCGAACCUCCACCACCACCAGAAACUACGCCCUAACCGCCGCCUCACUCCCGCCGCCCACUUCGACCUAAUCCGCGCCUCAAUCCAAGCCGCAAUACUCCACGUUUCCGAGGUCGCCGCCUACCGCCUCGUCUUCCUCGACUCCGCCCACUCCUACCACAGCCUCUAUGUCGGCGGUGUUGCUGGUUCGAGAAUCCGGCCGUCUUUGAGGAUUCUUAAGCGGAAUCUGAAUAUGCUGCUCACGGUGUUGACCGACCGGGCGCAGCCGGUGGCGGUGAAGGAGGUGAUGCGGGCCUCAUUCGAGAUGUUCCUGAUGGUGCUUCUAGCCGGAGGGACAGAGAGGGUUUUUGUCAGAACAGAUUACGAGAUGGUGAUGGAUGAUUUCAGGAACAUGAAGAGGGUUUUCUGUGCCUCCGGCGAGGGGAUGGCGGCGGUCCUGGCGGACGAGGUGGUGGAUAGGGCGGCGGAGGUUGUAGAAGGGGUAAUUGGGCUUAUGAGCUUGCCGACGGAACGACUUAUUGAAGACUUUACAAUUGCCGCUUGUGAGUCCGGUGUCGCCGGCGGAAUUGCGGAAUGGCAGAGGAUUUCGAUGCCGCCGACCACCGGGAGGUGGAGCCGAUCGGAUCCGAACACCGUGCUUAGAGUGCUCUGUCAUCGGAACGAUGACACGGCGAAUAAUUUCUUGAAGAGGGCUUUCCAGUUGCCUAAGAGGAAAUAAGAAUUACCUAUUUAUUUAUAUAUUUAUUUUGGAUGAUGAAGAUUAGGCGUUUUAACUUUUGACCGUUAAAAUAUGCACAAGAAACAGAAUAAUUAAUCACUAAAUUUAAUUAAAAAUGUUAAGAGUAAUGGUUAUUUUGAUCAAAUUGUUUCACAUUAUGGAACCAUUUG